CGAUAUGCACGUUCAUUUUCUUGCCUUUUGUAUGACAACACGACAGCUCUCGUUCGAUAAAAAAACUUAUCUUUUCAAAACAUGGAGAAUGUUAACGAGUAUGCGCCGUUUCAGGAUUAUUUUGGCCUCAGUGACAUUACCUGGAAUAAGGAUUUAUUGACGAAUUUGAAUAAUUUGAUGACGCCAAUUACCUGCCAGGAUGACAGCAGCAGCGACUGUGAUAGCAGUAAUAACAACUAUGACUGUUUGAGUUUUGGUUUGACAUUUCUUGACCGGGAUGUCGGUUCGAAUUCUCAGGAACAUUUGGACCAUAUCCGGAUUGAUUCAAUGGAUGAGUUCCGCCAUAACGGCCGAGAAUUAGAUUUGGACGACUUGGAUAGCUACCAGGUACAUUUGCGUCACGAGUCCGCUAAGGAUAAGAUGGCGAUUCAGAGGGAAAGCAAUCCGAUCGUGUUGCAAGUUCUGGCAUUUAAAGAAAAGAAGAAAGCUGCUCGACGGGCCAAGGCAAAGAAAGUGUGCGUUUUCUGCAAGAACAAUGGCGAAACGUCAUCGGUGUACACCAGCCAUGUUUUGAAAGAUAACGAGGGUAAAGUCAGCUGCCCCAUCUUGCGGAAAUACACCUGUCCCUUGUGUGGGGUCAACGGCGACGGAGCUCAUACCAUCAAAUACUGCCCAAAGAACGAGGAAACUGACAAUAAUUCAACACCCUGUCUGUCAUCUCUGUUAAACACUGUCCGUAGCAGCACCUGUAAAAGACGCCGGAUGCAGUCGGGAGCUAGUUCUUAAUUAGCGGACGGACUUCAGCUCUAAUUUGGCGCGUGCGAUCGAAAAUGUAAACAAUCACAAAUUUGAAAUUACGGUGCGAAACUAUUGCCUAAACAUUCUAUUCAAUAUCAUCUCAGAAAUUGUAUCGGCGACAUCUGAAAAAAAUCGUGAACUUUGAACAAACAUUCCAGUGAUUAACAUGUGGACUGCAAUGAUUUAAAUACAUUGAUGGAAUUCGUAUUGGACGAUGAAAAAGGUGAACCAGUAAUAUGAACUUAUCGGAAUAUAGAAAUAUGAUAUUAGAAAGUCUUGUGCAAUUCCAUGACAUUUUUACGCAAAUUAAACAACGAUUUGCGACAACUAAGAUCUUUUAUCAUUUACAUCACAUAUUCAUUGUCGCCUUGUAUGUAUAUCACAUUUUUUGUAUUAUAAUAUUUUUGUUUUAAAACAUGUUGAUUUUACAACUUUUUGAUUUUCAUCACUUUGUGUAGAUUAUGUAAUUUAUCCUAGAAAUACUAUUUAUAACCGUUUGUUUUUAAAAGAUGAAGAAUUUUAUGUGCUAUAAAAUAGAUUUAAUUGAAAUACAUGUACAUAGAAUAUCUUUUGUAAACUAAUUAAUUAAUUUGAUUACUAACUUAUUCACAUUCCUGACAGGUGAGAAAAUGGUAAAAUAUUCAGGUUUAAUUUUUUUCCGUAAUGUACCUCUUUUUUUCCGAAGACUAGCCAUUAUUUUUUUUCCUCUUUUCCGCAAUUUCAUUUCUUACCAUCUGUCCAAUGAAAUUGUAUGUUUCCUCUCGAGUGAAACAUAUUUUUGUAAAAGAAAUGUAUUUUGUACACAUUGACAUUAUCAAUGACAUCUACAUCAGUAUGCAAUGGUAUUUACAUCCAAAUUUACUGAGCCAUAAAAAAAUCGAUAGUUUUGUAUAUACACGGUGUUCUGCACAUAGAGACAUUUUAAAUAGUAGUUUAGAAAUAAUUUGAUCGAUUUAGUGCUGAAUAUAUUAUAUUUGAAUCGGUUCUCGUAUUAAAACCAUUUAGACUUUCA
Molecule: messenger RNA, 1810 nt
Organism: Mizuhopecten yessoensis (Yesso scallop)
Lineage: Eukaryota; Metazoa; Mollusca; Bivalvia; Pectinida; Pectinidae
Exons: 1
Coding region: 82-786 (234 amino acids)
Biological process (GO): negative regulation of translation; oogenesis
Cellular component (GO): perinuclear region of cytoplasm
Molecular function (GO): zinc ion binding; mRNA binding
Source: RefSeq, a predicted model, not a curated record